Molecule: messenger RNA, 5104 nt
Organism: Brienomyrus brachyistius
Lineage: Eukaryota; Metazoa; Chordata; Actinopteri; Osteoglossiformes; Mormyridae
Product: kit ligand-like
Exons: 12
Coding region: 215-985 (256 amino acids)
Biological process (GO): cell adhesion; positive regulation of cell population proliferation
Cellular component (GO): plasma membrane
Molecular function (GO): stem cell factor receptor binding; cytokine activity
Source: RefSeq, a predicted model, not a curated record
UCUGCGUCUCUCUCCUUCCCAAAUGCGGACAUACACAUCUAUGCACACGUACAAAAAACUGACUAUCUGCGCUUUUCUUCUCCUGGAUUGACGUUGGAAAAGCGGGAUAUGUGCGGUCGCAAUUAUGCGCGACUUUUUCCUCCCUUCGGAAAUACGAUAAAAUAGCUAAAAUCGGCUUCUGCGUAUUGUAGGGGACGCGCAGCUGUCUUUCCUUAUGAAGAAGGCAAAAAUUUGGAUAGUCACUUUUGUGCAUUUAUUGUUCUCCAGUUCAUGUUUUGCUCCAUCCAGUGAAAUCAGACAUAUCAUUACAGAUGAUGACAAAAUAAUCUCUCUGUUGAAGCAGAAUAUUCCCAGAGAUUACAGGAUGGCUGUCUGUUUCAUCCCCAAGGAAUUGAGCCACAUGUGUUGGGUGCAGCUCAAUGUGUAUCACUUGGAGGGAAGUUUAAAAGUUCUGCAGGACAAGUUUGGGGACAUUUCGUCCAACAGGGACAAUCUCAGCAUUGUUAUCCGAAGGCUACAAGAUAUGCGGGUUAAAAUUGAAUACCUGGAGACAAUGAUGCAGGACUUCGCCUGCCAUUACAGAGAAGAAUCCUGGGUAGCAGAGCAUUAUUUCGACUUUGUUCAUGACUUAUUAAACUCUAACACUUAUGAAAUUAAAUCUGAAGACUGUGAAUCCCCCCCCUGUCCCCCGCCAACCCCUCCCACCACUCCAACAGGAUCUCCUGACCAGGCUCCAAAUAAGAUCAGCUGUAAUGUGUCAACAACAGACUGCGAUAAGCAAGCACAGGCUCAGCAUAUAUCAGAAGUGGUUGGGAAAAGUCUCCUAAUCUUACUACUAAUUCCUACAGCUGCUCUCAUAUUUUUCAUUUAUUGGAAGCAGAUCAAACGCAGAAAAGAGGAGCCUCCAAAGAGGCCUGCUAAGCAUGAGAAGCUGUGUGACACCAUCCUACACGCAGCUACGCCACCUGUAGACCAAGGAUGCUAGACUGCAAUACAAAAGUCUUAAGAACAACAUCAAACUUAUUCAGCUCUUUUUAUAAUAGGUGGCUGCAGUAAAAAUCGUAUCUCUGCCAUAAAGGACUCACUUUGCCGCCUUACGCAAGAGGGCACAUUCAAGGCAGCGCAUCUACAUCUGACCUCAGGACAGAUACUGACACUAAAAAGGAGCUGUUUGUCGACACGGAAACCCCAGAAAGCCGGAGAGAGGCCUCUUCUACCUUUAACUCCAGCAAGGAAAGGCCAGCAUGUGCUAAGAAGAUCUGGGACAGAUUUUUAAAAGGGAACAAUUAAUGAACUCACAUCAAAAGUCAGGAUGUAAUUGUGAUGUCACAAUGGAGAGAUGCUAUGCUGGUGGCUGUCACCAUUGUCAGCCGUCGGUGUUUCGGUGCAUGCUGGCUGAAUGCGUAGGGAGUUUUUCAUUGAACACAGUGGUCCAAAAUGUUCCUUUCUGUUGCUAUCUGAAAUAUAUCAUUUAUUCCUCUGAGCCCCCAACAAUCAGAGCAGACCAUAUAGAAUGUUCUCAGCUGUCGCAAAAUAAUGUACUUCUUGAUAAAUCUUUCUAUUAUAGUUAUUAUAGAAGGUUUCUCGUGUAAUUUCGUAUUAUAGAUACCUUUAUAAUGCAUUAUAAAGAAUUAUAAACACAACUAUAACUGAUUAUGAAAAGGCAUAACGUUAUAGACAUAUUUCUCAUGCAUUAUUAAUGCUCUAUGAAGCUGUCACCUAUAAUGCACUAUAGAUGCAUAAGCCAUUAUAAUGGAUUAUGAAGGUAUCUACACUGCAUUAUACAUGAGUGCUUUAAGUACUGUAAAUUUCUUUCUGACCACAGUCUGGAGGGGCUUUCUGUGGUAUAUGAGCACAGGCUUCCACUGCACUGGGGGUUUCUUUUCAUACAUACAGUGUGGUUUGUUCAGAAUGAAAUGUUGUUGAAAAUUGUCCCUCAGAUGAUGUCUCUGCUCAGCGCUGACCAAUAGCACAGAUUUUAUAUUUAUUUAGAUUAAAGAUAUGUGUAUGACAGUAAAGUGCAGUAUUACGCUAAUAUGACUUACAUUACACCAGCUUUUCGCACAUAUUAGCACUACAGCAAACAGUGACACAGCAAGCAGUGCUUUGUAAGUCUGCACUGCACACAUCAGCAUCUCCCAGCCUUAAUGGCUGAAAAGGACCUGUACUCAAAAGAUACACGGAAGCUUCCAGAAUUGCAGCGUUACAUUAUUUUCAGAGCAUGACCAGCUUGCCUCUUUCUACGCUUCCCACCAGCAACGUUUGAGUGCACUGCAGGACUAUUUUAAAGGAGAUACAGGCAUAUUAAACACCGCAAAGCCUACAUGCCGAGCUGGCCUGGACCAAGCAGGGCGAUGUCCUCAUGGCAAUGUCAUGGGCAGAGCUAAUGCCAGCCUGGAGCGAGCAGGGCGAUGUCCUCAUGGCAAUGCCAUGGGCAGAGCUAAUGCCAGCCUGGAGCGAGCAGGGCGAUGUCCUCAUGGCGAUGCCGUCGGCAGAGCUAAUGCCAGCCUGGAGCGAGCAGGGCGAUGUCCUCAUGGCAAUGCCAUGGGCAGAGCUAAUGCCAGCCUGGAGCGAGCAGGGCGAUGUCCUCAUGGCAAUGCCGUCGGCAGAGCUAAUGCCAGCCUGGAGCGAGCAGGGCGAUGUCCUCAUCGUGAUGCUGUCGGCUUUUUCAGAGAACACACUGCUUUUGUGCCUUUGGAGAUCCACAGCAGCCAUUCACACUGUCACGGUUAAAGGCUUCAGAUUUCAACUGCGCUUCCUUCAGCGUAAGGCACGCCGCGGCUCUGUCAGGGGUGCCCCACUGCUCAUCACUGGAGCAGAAAGGGCAAGAAUUGCAGAUUGUAGUACGCUGUAGAAAGUAGCAUCUGCAGUCUGGACACAAGUGUGGCUUUCAGCUGAGGAUCUGACUUUACUUGUCAUGUGACUGGGCACCGCACCCCUGGCCUUCCUCAUUUACAGGGCCGGCUGUGGCCUCUCUGAUGUACUCACCACAAUGGCGUGAAUGGCUUUGUUGUGCGAGGGGCCAUUCUUUGAAUUGGCUGGAUAUGGGUGUGACCGGAGUGGCAGAGCGUCUCUCUAGUCAGAAGCAGAGAGCGGCGUCCUGCUCAUGAUGAAUGUGUGUGAUCGUCUCCAUGAUCCUCAAGUCCAUCUUUGGACUUUGUCACUAAGGCAUGUUUAUCAACCCCGAAGGGACAGAUAACAUCUCACACAGUCACCACUAAAGUAAAUAUCUGUCGUUCUAAGUCAGUGCCACUUGAUAAGUGCUUAUUUGCUCGUUGAGUGUGUGUGUGUGUGUUCAUUGAUUUGUCUUUUUUUUUUUAUAAAUUUACCUAAGCUGCUGGAAAUUCCACUCUUUUGCUAAUAUGGCCCUGAAGUUUUUCACUGAUGAUAUUUAUGCAAAUACAUGGAAAAGGAAGCUAUGGAUAAAUAUACUGAAUACCUAAACAAACUUAUCAAGAGUAUAAGGUACAGAUGUACAGUUUUCUUUUAAAUAGGAAAGAAACUAAAACACUAUAAUUGUGGUCUAGCAAAUAUGUCAAUCUGGUAAAAAAAACAGCAAGAGUCAUUUUGCAAAUCGCCAAAAAUGUCAAAAAUACUCAUUUUUCUGGUUUAAUGAGAUGUGUACUGUCAUGUGAGACGUAUGUUCAGCACAUUGUUUUAGCGUGUAAGGUGUGUGCUGUAAUCUGAGACGUGUGAUCAGCACAUUGUUUUAGCGUGUAAGGUGUGUGCUGUAACGUGAGACGUGUGAUCAGCACAUUGCUUUAGUGUGUAAGGUGUGUGCUGGAACGUGAGACAUGUGAUCAGCACAUUGUUUUAGCGUGUAAGGUGUGUGCUGUAACGUGAGACGCGUGAUCAGCACAUUGCUUUAGCAUGUAAGGUGUGUGCUGUAACGUGAGAUGUGUGAUCAGCACAUUGUUUUAGCGUGUAAGGUGUGUGCUGUAACGUGAGAUGCGUGAUCAGCACAUUACUUUAGCAUGUAAGGUGUGUACUGUAACGUGAGAUGUGUGAUCAGCACAUUGCUUUGGCGUGUAAGGUGUGUGCUGUAACGUGAGACGUGUGAUCAGCACAUUGCUUUAGCGUGUAAGGUGUGUGCUGUAACGUGAGACGCGUGAUCAGCACAUUGCUUUAGCGUGUAAGGUGUGUGCUGUAACGUGAGACGUGUGAUCAGCACAUUGUUUUAGCGUGUAAGGUGUGUGCUGCAACGUGAGACGCGUGAUCAGCACAUUGCUUUAGCGUGUAAGGUGUGUGCUGCAACGUGAGACGCGUGAUCAGCACAUUGCUUUAGCGUGUAAGGUGUGUGCUGUAACGUGAGACGCGUGAUCAGCACAUUGCUUUAGCAUGUGAGGUGUGUGCUGCAACGUGAGACGCGUGAUCAGCACAUUGCUUUAGCGUGUAAGGUGUGUGCUGCAACGUGAGACGUGUGAUCAGCACAUUGCUUUGGCAUGUAAGGUGUGUGCUGUAACGUGAAACGUGACCUCCCUCCACAAAAGCAUGUUGGUCUGUGUGGGCUUUGCACUGUCAAGAUGAAUGAAGAGAAGGAGCAGCCUGGGAAGCAGAGAAAAGACAGUCAGAGAGAAAAGAAUAAAGCAGAGAGUAAGACAGAGCAGUAAAGCAGAGAAUAUUGCACAUAGUAAAGUGGAAAGUAAGGCAGCUGUGUACACUGUGUGUGUAUAUAUACACUGUACGUGCACACACACACAGACACACACAUAGACAUUCCAUUGAGUGUCAUCCGAUCGUAUUUAUGUCCAGGGUCAUAAGCCAUUCAUAGAUAGACUGGGUUCCAUAAAACCCUUAAUAAAAUCUCACUGCUGGAUCGAGAGACAACCAAAGGAGACGCAGUGAAUAUUAGCAUUUACCACGUGUGCAGCUACAGAAACCCAAACAAUCCAACUGCACUGCCACUAUACAGGCGUAAUUAAAUAUGUGUGAUAUUGCUUCUUAUAUUCUACUGUAUAUUUGACCUCUCCCCUAUAAUGACUGAGAUACAUCCAGAUUGACUUAUGUUUUUACUUUUGGAACAUAACUCAGACAUGUUGAUGGAUACUUGUAUAUAAAAUUGCAAACAGAUGUACAAAAACAUGAAUAAAGCAUGUUUAUCCAA